AUGACACACACCAUUUGGAAUUACAGCUUGGAUGAUGAUGGCCUCGGCGACAUUGGGGCGCGUGCGGUGGCCGAGGCGCUCAAGGACAACACCUGCCUCAAAACGCUCUUCCUGUGGGCCAACUCCAUCGGUCCUGAGGGCGCUGUGGCGUUGGCGGAGAUGCUGAAGCACAACACAACCCUUGAAAUACUCAACCUGGACAACAAUCCCAUCGGCGAUGAGGGCGCUGUGGCGUUGGCGGAGAUGUUGAAGCACAACACGGCCCUCGAAGAACUCCGCCUGAGUGAGAACUCCAUCGGUCCUGAGGGCGCCGCGGCGUUGGCGGAGAUGCUGAAGCACAACACGACCCUCACAGUACUUGGCCUGAGCAACAACUCCAUCGGCGAUAAGGGCGCCGUGGCGUUGGCGGAGAUGCUGAAGCACAACACGACCCUCACAUGGCUCGGCCUGCAAAUUAAUCCCAUCAGCGAUGAGGGCGCUGUGGCGUUAGCGGAGAUGCUGAAGCACAACACGGCCCUCGAAGAACUCCGGGAGAGACGCCCUACGAUGUGGCACAAGCCAACGGCCACGCUGCCCAUCACCAGCAUCCAAGGGCUGAAGCCAGGCGGCAAGCCUUCGGAGCAACCACAACAGCAACAGCAACCGCAACAGCCAAAGCAGCAGCAGCAGCAGCAGCAGCAGGCGGACAUGACAGCUUCAGACACACCAGAUACAGAGCAUGUGCACAGAGAGGCGGUGCAGGCGCGCAUGAUGGACAUUGCGGAGCGCUCCGACACGCACAUGGCGGGGCGAGCCAAGAUGGGCGUCUCUGGCCAGGGCCGCGCGGGCAAGACGACGCUUGUGAACUCGCUCAGGGGUAAGCCGUUCAACAAGCAGCAGCACUCCACGCUCGGCGCCACCACCGAUGACAUGAGAGUCACCGUCCACACCAUGGAAGUGUGCGACUGGAAGGAGAGCGACCAGAGCACGUCCGAGUUCAUCCGCAGUCUCGUUGGCACGGCGAUGGCACGCGAGGCCGGCGUGGACGAGGAGCUGAAGCGCGCGUCAGCAAAGGCACGGGCGCAGCACGCCACCCGUGUUACCGAGCAACAGCACGAGGAGGCCAAGAAGCAGGCCAAGAAGCAGGCCAGGACGGAUGACAAGAAGCAGUGCAACAAGGGCCAUGGCACAUCCACAACUUCCGCUCCAUCAUCCGACAAGGCGUCCACCGCAGCCGUGCCUGCACCUGCUGCAGGUCGUGAUGCCUCCACAGCAACGCCUGCAGCAAAGGAGCAGCACCCAGCUUCCAGCCACGCCGACGUUGGUGACGACGAUGCUGACGUCGUUGCCGUGACCACACCAUCCGUUUCGAAGGAGGAGGUGGAGAAGGCGAUCAAGGACAUGGACUUUGAUGCGACAAUUGGCGAAGGCAAGAUGCAGGUCUCCUUCAAGAUCUUUGACCUGGGCGGUCAGUCCACCUUCUACGUCUUCCACCCUUUCUUCCUCACCAACAACGCAGGGGCCCACCACAACUGCCGUCGUUCCACGCAAUCUUCCCAGCGGAUGCAGCGUUUUGACCCACCCCCAUACGGGCCGCCAAAGUGCCCCCAGCCCCCUCCCCUUAGGCUUGUGCUUACACCCUCGCUCCUCUUUCCUCUUGCACGCAAACACGCAUGCACGCACAACAAGCAGGAAGCUGGCAUCGCGUUUGACGCGGAGUUUGAGGAGUGGCUGUCGGCCAACAAGCUGCUGCCACAUGUGCAGGGCGCUCUCCACCAAGUGGGCGCGGCAGACUUUGAUAUGCUGACCGUGCUUGUGGAUGCUGGGGAUGUGAACGCUGUCAAGCUGCAGGAAAUGGGUGUUCGUGCUGGCCCUGCACGCUUACUCAUGCAGCGCUUUGACGAGCAUCGUGCAGCAGCCGAUGCUCAGAACAAGGAGGGCGGUGGUUGCUGUGCCCUCAUGUGACUGCAUUGUCGCUUCCGUUGAACUAGUGAACUUUCCGUUGAACUUUCUGUUCGUUGAUGUUGCUGUCCGUUUGCUUUUUCGUACUUUCUGCCUUUCUGCCUUUCAUGUCUGCUUUCAUCGUUUGUCUUUUGCCCCCCCCCACGUCUACAAUGGCACGUUGACUUGCCCAACUGGUGUGCAGCGCCGCGUUUCUUGGCGUUCGUGAAGGUUGGAUGCCCUCUCCUUAUGUUGUCUUUGCUGCCACAUGUGAGAAUGCCACAUUCC
Molecule: messenger RNA, 2208 nt
Organism: Salpingoeca rosetta
Lineage: Eukaryota; Choanoflagellata; Craspedida; Salpingoecidae
Exons: 12
Coding region: 1-1944 (647 amino acids)
Molecular function (GO): protein binding
Source: RefSeq, a predicted model, not a curated record